AUGGGGUCGCGUCUAUCGCCCAAAGGCCGAACCGCACGGCCGACCGCCGAAGAGCCGUCGUCCACCGUCGCGGUGCCGUGGGCUCCUGGGCAGCCUUCCAUUCCCGCCCAGAAAUUCCCUUCCCAGGCUUGGGGUACAUCCAGCCACGGCUCAAGCCACGAAUGCGCUGCUGCCAUUGGUCCAGAAAGGAGACCAGAAUCCGAGUGCCCAAUAAGAACCCAGGCAUUCUCUGAACUGUCCAGUCACCGCUGCCUUUUGGGGCCUGGGGGCCGCGCAAACGGGCCGGUAGUAACCCCACCGUGGCUACGCCGAAAACGGGAAUCACAGCCCCGAACGGGCCGGCCGCUUCUGCGACCGCGAAUAUGCUCUGGGUUCCAUGAGAUAUCCAACUUCACCAAAUCACAGCCUUCCUCUGGCCGCAUCACCGGCCGCAUCCCUCCAACUGUCGCGGCCCUCCUCGACCCGGUCCAUUUUGCUGUGCAGCGUGCUCCUACGACCGUCAUAAACACCUCACAAGGCUUUCUUCGAAGCAUAGGACCGCUGUUCCCUCUGUGGUUCCAAACUCCCGGGAAUCGGUUGGAACGCCUUACAAGCCAGAAGGAAGGGGGUCCAUGGCCGAGAGGCCUCACGAUGGUCCUGGUCUACCCUACCCUAGGCAGUUGGGUAUUCGGACUUGUUCGGUGCAACCUAGAGCCAACCAGACUGGAUCAGCGACAGGAUCAUCACGGUAUCUCAUUCGUCUUCUUGUACGGCUCCCGAUAA
This is a messenger RNA of Colletotrichum paranaense, 762 nucleotides long. RefSeq lists its product as uncharacterized. The coding region runs from base 1 to 762 and encodes 253 amino acids. Lineage: Eukaryota; Fungi; Ascomycota; Sordariomycetes; Glomerellales; Glomerellaceae. The transcript has 2 exons. The record is from RefSeq and is a predicted model, not a curated record.